Molecule: messenger RNA, 1584 nt
Organism: Sorghum bicolor (sorghum)
Lineage: Eukaryota; Viridiplantae; Streptophyta; Magnoliopsida; Poales; Poaceae
Product: pollen-specific protein SF21
Exons: 11
Coding region: 132-1250 (372 amino acids)
Source: RefSeq, a predicted model, not a curated record
ACGACCCACCCGGUGAGUUUGACCCCUCGCCCGCCCGCCCGUUCGUCGGUGAAGUGAAGGGAUGACCAACCGAGCAGCAGACGGCUGCGGCGCCGUAUAUAUAGCCGCCCACGCGCGGUGGCGGAGGCGCUAUGAGCCGAGACGAGCCGAGCCGAGGAAGCGGGGGGCCUGGCACUAGCAGGAGGUCGGCGGAGGGAGCAAUGGCGGAAUCUAGCGGGUACGGGUCCGUGUCGGUGGACGUCGAGCGGAUCUCCUUCGGCGGCAAGGAGCAUCUUGUGAGGACGAGAUGUGGUUCUGUAACCGUUGCUGUGUAUGGAGACGAGGACAAGCCUGCGCUUGUAACAUACCCGGAUGUAGGUCUGAAUUACAUGUCCUGUUUCCAAGGAUUGUUCUUCUGCCCGGAAGCUGCGUCUUUGCUGCUCCACAAUUUCUGCAUCUACCACAUCAAUCCUCAGGGGCACGAGUUGGGAGCAGCUCCGAUAUCAUCAGAUGUUCCGGUGCCAACUGUGGAUGAUCUCGCUGAUCAAGUUGCAGAUGUGCUUGAUUUCUUCAGUUUAGGAUCUGUGAUGUGCCUUGGUGUCACGGCUGGUGCAUAUGUUCUCACUCUCUUUGCGACGAAAUAUCGGGAGAGGGUAAUAGGACUGAUGCUGGUUUCCCCUCUGUGCAAAGCCCCAUCGUGGAGCGAAUGGCUGUAUAAUAAAGUAUUGUUAAAUUUGCUUUAUUAUUACGGGACUCAAGGCCUGGUCAAGGAGUGCUUGCUUCAACGUUACUUUAGCAAGAAACUGCGUGGGGAUGCACAGUAUCCUGAAUCCGACAUAGUGCAAGCCUGUAAAAGUUUACUUGAUGAGAAGCAGAGUGAAAAUAUUUGGCGGUUUCUUCACUCAAUAAAUGAGAGGCAUGACUUAACAAAUUCAUUAAAGAAGCUGCAAUGCCGCACGCUAAUUUUUGUCGGCGAGAACUCAGAGUUCCAUGAGGAUGCUAUCCAUAUGACCACAAAACUGGACCGCAGAUACUGUGCACUAGUUGAGGUGCAGGAUUGUGGCUCCCUUGUGACCGAGGAACAGCCUUAUGCGAUGCUGAUGCCAAUGGAGUACUUCCUUAUGGGAUAUGGACUUUAUAGACCGUAUCAGCUAAGCAGCAGCCCACGAAGUCCACUAAGUCCAUGCUGUAUACCGCCUGAGCUGCUAUCUCCUGAGAGUAUGGGUGUGAAGCUGAAGCCGAUAAAGACUCGGGUUGCUAUCAAUUUCUAACACUGGCAAGCAAGCCUUUUGCAUCAGAAUGAAAACAGACCACCUUUCUUAGAAACCUGAAGACAGCCACAAUCUGAUCGCUCUAGGCACAGAAGUGGUGGUCACAACUCGGUUGUAUAACAUGGCAAAUGGCCAUUUCUGUUGGAGAUAACCUAUAUAAUGUACAUCACAAAAAAAAACAGGGCAAGGGGGACCCUGUAGUUGAGAUAACCAGUAUGUGUCUUUGUUCAAUUAGUUUGUGUAGUCAGCUUUCAGCACAAAUGUAAAUCUCAAAGUAGUUUGACAGAAACAAUAAGAAUCCAUCUCCAGGGUCUCAGAUGUUCAAAUUUCAUAA